GGUCCAGGUUCUCUUCUGUCUUGUACUUCAAGCUACAGUCCUGCCGCUAGACUGUUUUUCACUUCUUCGCCUGCUGCGCUCGAAAAAUUUUCAAAUCCACUAAUAAACUUACUGUAAUUUAGCCCUAUCUUAUCAUGGAUGUGUCCUCUUAUCUACCAGCAGUCGUUGCAGGCUUCUUGGGAUUGCUAAUAUUGUACAAUCUUACUGUAACACUUGCCCGAACCCUUGCGGCAAUGGCAGAUAAAUAUGGACCUGUCUUCACAAUCCGAAUUGGCAUAUACCGCACCCUUAUCGUUUCCAAUCAUGAGGCAGUUAAGGAGUGUUUCACCACUAACGACAAGAUCUUAGCCAAUCGCCCAAGAUCGAAUGCAGGAACAUACCUUGCUUACGACCAUGCAGGCUUUGGGUUUGCCCCUGAUGGAGCAUAUUGGCGUCAGAUGCGUAAGCUAGCCGUGCUUGAACUUCUGUCUGUCCAUAGGCUAGCGACAUUAACGCAUGUUCGAGUAUCAGAGGUGGAUGCAUUUAUAAAAAAUUUGUGCUUCUUUUGCAAGAAAAGCGAGCAGAGUCCAAAUCAAAAGAUCUCGAUUAGUCAAAGGCUUGAAGUUCUGAACUUGAAUAUGAUGCUAAGAACAAUUGCAGGGACGAGAUAUUUCUCAGAUGCUGAUGGUGAAAACGAUAAGGAAGCACAACGUGCCAUGAAGCUUAUCAAAGAAUUUUCGUACUUGCUAGGUGUUACUGCCCUCUCGGAAGUAGUUCCAUUUUUAAAAUGGAUUGAUUUCUGGGGCCAUCAAGUCAAAUCUAUGAAGCGUAUUUCGAAAGAGAUGGACUCUCUUAUUGAAAGUUGGGUUGAUGAACAUAAAUUAAGGAGGUUUAAAAUUGGAGCAAAAAACAAUCAAGACUUCAUCGACGUGCUGCUAUCUGCAAUAGAGGAUGAUUCCAUGUUUGGCCAUACACGAGAAACGAUUAUCAAGGCAACAGUAACGGUUUUAAUCUCAGCAGGUAGUGACUCGACAUCCCUUACGUUGACGUGGAUUUUGUCCAACUUGAUGAACAAUAGAAAUGCCAUGAAGCGUGCUCAAGAAGAGCUAGACCUCAAAAUCGGUAGAGAUAGAUGGGUGGAGGACUGUGAUAUUGAGAAAUUAGUCUAUCUCCAGGCCAUUAUUAAGGAAACAUUUCGCCUGUAUCCAGCAGCACCUCUAUCAGUUCCCCAUCAGGCAAUGGAAUAUUGUCGUAUUAGCGGCUACCACAUUCCAAAGGGCACUCGUUUGUUUGUGAAUGUAUGGAAGUUGCAACGAGACCCACGAACUUGGUCGAAUCCUGAGGAGUUUGAGCCCGAAAGAUUUCUCACAAGCUAUCAAAACGUGGAUAUUCUGGGCCAACAUUUUGAGCUGAUUCCUUUUGGUUCUGGUAGACGAUCUUGCCCAGGGAUGAGUUGGGCAUUGCAAGUGAUACGCUUGACAAUUGCUCGCUUGCUUCAAGGAUUUGAUUUAGCAACACCCUUAAAUGCUCCAGUGGAUAUGACUAAAGAGCCAGGAGGCACCAUGUCCAAGGCAACUCCUCUUCAACUUGUCCUCACUCCUCGCCUUCCCGAUCAUCUUUAUCAACUCUAGGUGUAACGUAAUAUCAUCCAAUAGUUAAUAUCAAGCCUCUUAGAUAUGCACUGCUAAUAUUAUGAUGCGACUGAUGUAAUAUAUGAAUAAAGCAGGGUAGUGUUGCCCCUUUCCUUUCUUUGUUCUGUGGCUAGCCGGAU
Messenger RNA from Theobroma cacao (cacao), 1750 nucleotides. Its product is annotated as cytochrome P450 CYP82J17-like. Lineage: Eukaryota; Viridiplantae; Streptophyta; Magnoliopsida; Malvales; Malvaceae. The record is from RefSeq and is a predicted model, not a curated record. Gene Ontology annotation, molecular function: iron ion binding; heme binding; monooxygenase activity.